Penicillium malachiteum is the source of this 3015-nucleotide messenger RNA. Its product is annotated as alpha-glucosidase. The annotation marks the transcript as partial. Gene Ontology annotation, molecular function: hydrolase activity, hydrolyzing O-glycosyl compounds; starch binding. NCBI's taxonomy places the organism in Eukaryota, Fungi, Ascomycota, Eurotiomycetes, Eurotiales, Aspergillaceae. The record is from RefSeq and is a predicted model, not a curated record. Gene Ontology annotation, biological process: carbohydrate metabolic process. The transcript has 4 exons.
UUAUGCCUCAUCGCCUAUCCUUUCAUAUUCCCGCACAUCGGAAUCAUGAGACUUAGCCUGGCAGUCCUAUCAGGGCUGUUCCUGUCGGCAGGGUACGCCAGCUCGGAAUCAGUUGAUGGCACGACGUCUUGUCCGGGCUAUCGAGCCAGCAAUGUGAAAAAGCAACAAGGAGCUGUUGUGAGUGCUGACCUGACACUUGCCGGCACUGCAUGCAACAUCUAUGGAACCGACAUAGAAGAUCUGAAACUUGAAAUAGAGUACCAGACAGAUGAUCGAAUUCAUGUAAAGAUCUAUGACGCUGCAGAACAAGUCUACCAAGUACCGACUUCGGUUCUUUCUCGACCUAACAACACUGGGGCCAAUCCAUCAAAAGCGGAUUUGGAAGUCACUAUUAUAGAGGAUCCAUUUUCCUUCAAGGUGACGCGCCGAUCUAAUGGAGACGUUCUUUUCGAUACCUCUGGGCAUAACAUUGUCUUCGAAUCGCAAUACCUUGGACUGCGGACCAGUCUGCCAGACUCUCCUAACCUGUAUGGUCUAGGAGAGAGCACAGAUCCAUUCCCUCUGGAGACCACAAACUACCAGCGCACAUUAUGGUCUCGCGACGCAUACCUCACUCCUCAAUACACUAACCUCUAUGGUAACCACCCCGUGUACUUUGAUCAUCGUGGCGAACAAGGAACCCAUGGCGUGUUUUUGCUGAACAGCAAUGGAAUGGAUAUUGCGAUCGACAAAGAUGAUGAUGGCCAAUUCCUCGAAUACAAGACUCUGGGUGGUGUUCUUGAUUUCUACUUUCUGGCAGGUCCCACUCCCAAGGACGUGGCUGUACAGUAUUCUGAGACGGUUGGCAAGGCCGUCAUGAUGCCAUACUGGGGAUUUGGAUUCCAUAACUGCAGAUAUGGAUACCAGGACAUUUUCGAGGUGGCUGAAGUCAUCGCGAACUACAGUGCGGCGAAUAUCCCUCUUGAGACCCAGUGGACUGACAUCGACUACAUGAAUCUCAGAAAGGUGUUCACCUUGGACCCUAUCCGCUACCCACUUGAUCUGGUUCGCGAGGUCGUGACGUACCUGCAUAGCCAUAACCAGCAUUACAUCGUGAUGGUUGACCCAGCAGUCGCUUAUGCCGACUACCCCCCAUUCACAGACGGUGUGCAAGAUGGAGCUUUCCUAACCCAGAACGGCUCCGUCUACCAAGGUGUUGUCUGGCCCGGAGUGACUGCGUUUCCCGAUUGGUUUGCUCCUCAAACUCAGUCCUACUGGAACAACCAGUUCUCUACCUUUUUUGACGCAGACACCGGUGUUGACAUUGACGCCUUAUGGAUUGAUAUGAACGAAGCCUCCAACUUUUGUGACUGGCCAUGCACUGAUCCCUCUCUAUUUGCCCAAGAAAAUGAUGACCCUCCAAACCCGCCAGCUGCGCGUAUCUCUUCACCUCGGCCCAUCGCAGGGUUUGGAUCUGAUUUCCAACCCACAUGUGUCGCAAAUGUUGAAUUCUCCGUCUACGCUGAGACAUACUUAGGGGAAGAUAUCUACCUUCUAGGUAGCUCAGUCACAUUGGGAGUUGGCGAUGUGCACAACUCUGUUGAAAUGAGCGCCGACGACUAUCCAGAGUGGACAGUUACUGUGCAGAUGCCACCUAAUGGAACAUUCACAUACGAAUACAUUCGAAGGGAAUCUGACGGAAGCUGGAUCUAUGAAGCCCACAACCGUACCAUCACUACAGGCGACUGCACCGAUGGAAUUCAGAUAGUCUCGGAUAACAUUACCACAGCCUCGGGGUCGCAAAAGAGAUCUCUUGAGCCUUCUAACAUCCUACCACGCGUGCGGGCUAGAUCUGAUGGAAUCCUUCGCCCGCGAGAUGGAUCCCAACUCGGUCUUCCUGGUAGAGAUUUGAUCAACCCUCCCUACACGAUCAACGACACGGCUGGAUCUAUUAGCAACCUGACAAUCCGGACGGAUCUCACCCACGCGAACGGUCUCAAGCUAUACGAUACCCACAAUUUCUAUGGAAGUAUGAUGAGUGCUGCUAGCCGUGACGCAAUGCUCAACCGCAGACCGUCGGUACGACCACUUGUCAUCACACGUUCAACAUUCGCAGGCGCAGGGAGCAAAGUCGGGCAUUGGACCGGAGAUAACAACGCAGACUGGGAUCAUUACCGGUGGACGAUCGCCGAACUGCAGGAGUUCACAGCACUGUACCAGAUCCCUAUGGUUGGAAGUGAUAUCUGCGGAUACGCCGGAGUAACAACAUCCCCACUUUGCUCGCGCUGGGUAUUCCUGGGUGCAUUCUCACCUUUCUUCCGGGAUCAUCAAGGAAACGAUGAACCACCCCAUGAGUUAUAUAUGACACCCAUGGUUGCAGCUGCUGCUCGAGCUGCUAUUGAUAUUCGGUACCGUCUGCUCGAUUAUGCGUAUACUGCUUUCUGGACCCAGACGGAGACGGGAUUGCCUAUGCUCAACCCGAUGUUCUUUGAGUAUCCCUAUGAUGAUAGCACUGCCGAUUUGCCUUAUCAGUUUUUCUGGGGCUCGGAUAUCCUGGUGGCUCCGGUUACCGAGGAGAAUUCUACGUCAGUCUCGUUUUAUAUGCCUAAGGACCUGUUCUAUGAUUUCUACACCGGUGCUCCCGUUCACGGCGAAGGCAAGACAGUCACGCUGAAUGAUAUUGGGUAUGAUACUAUUCCCUUGUACUAUAAGGGUGGUAGCAUCAUCCCGCAACGUGUCAAGUCGGCAUAUACCACUGCAGAGCUGCGAGAGCAGGAUUUUGAGAUUGUGAUUGCGCCUGAUGCGUCUGGAAAGGCAUCUGGUACUCUAUACCUUGACGACGGUGAUAGUAUUGAGCAGCCACAUACCUCUGUGAUCAACUUUGAGUACAGUGGUAAGCAAUUGUCGAUGACUGGAAAGUUUGAUUAUGACGUUGGCAAGGUUGUGAUCAGUCAGGUUAAGGUGCUGGGUGCGAAGGUCGAAACCCAUGCCGCUAAUGUUAAGUUGACGGGAAAGCAUGUUUGGAAGCUGGAUUAA